Messenger RNA from Bipolaris maydis ATCC 48331, 1247 nucleotides. Its product is annotated as major facilitator superfamily domain-containing protein. Gene Ontology annotation, molecular function: polyamine transmembrane transporter activity. Gene Ontology annotation, biological process: intracellular polyamine homeostasis; transmembrane transport. NCBI's taxonomy places the organism in Eukaryota, Fungi, Ascomycota, Dothideomycetes, Pleosporales, Pleosporaceae. Gene Ontology annotation, cellular component: plasma membrane. The record is from RefSeq and is a predicted model, not a curated record.
GAGGUGCAGCCGCCGCUGUGCAAGCAGUGGGUGCUGGAACCAUCGCAGAUAUCUGGCACACAAAAGAAAGAGGCGCAGCAAUGGGCUUGUUCUACCUUGGUCCACUCUGUGGGCCUCUUUUUGCCCCGAUUAUCGGAGGUGUGCUCGGAGCAGAACUGGGAUGGCGAAGCACACAAUGGUUUCUAGUCAUUUAUGGAGGCCUCACGGUGAUCUUUGUCAUUUUCGCCCUACCAGAAACAUUACACCGGGACGGUAAACCAUCUACGGGCCCUGCUACACUACCCUCAAACGAUGACAAAGAAAAAGAGCCUGAUACGGCUCUUCGAAGAAGCACCACACACGCCUCAACCGUACAGAAAACUAAGAGCAUACUCCUGCACCUCCGCCAUAUAUUCAUCGACCCGCUUCGUAUAAUAACUUGGCUCCGCUUCCCACCUGUCCUUCUUACCGUGUAUUCAGCGAGCAUAACCUUCGGCUCUCUCUACAUUCUCAAUAUCAGUAUCCAGAAGACGUUCUCCAGUUCCCCAUAUUCCUUCUCAACUCUCAUUGUCGGUCUACUCUAUAUCCCAAACUCUGCAGGCUACCUCCUCGCUUCCAUCUAUGGCGGCCGCUGGCUCGACUCCAUCAUGCACCGCGAAGCCCGCAAAGCAGGGCGAUACGACGAGAACGGCAAACUCAUCUUUCGACCCCUUGAUCGCAUUAGGGAAAAUGCUUGGAUUGCCGCUAUUCUGUGGCCUGCUGCACUAAUCGUGUAUGGUUGGACGGCUCAGUAUGGGAUACAUUGGGUUGUACCCAUGAUUAGCAAUUUCUUUUUUGGCAUCGGCAGCAUGUUGGUGUUCGCUCUUGUGAAUACUAUAUUGACAGAGUUUAUGCCUAGACGGGCUGCAAGCGGAAUCGCACUGAACAAUUUUGUGCGGAACAUGUGCUCAUUUGUGGGUGCUGUAGUGGCAGAGCCGAUUCUCACUGCAAUUGGAAAUGGGUGGCUAAUGACAAUCUUGGGUCUUUGGAGUGUUACUACAGGCUUGGCUGCACUGUAUGCGUUGAGUAGGUGGGGCGAGAGAUGGAGGGGGGCUAUGAUUGAGGUUUUUGGGUGAGGGAAUCAAGACGUUGGAUUGGAAUUCGAAAAGUCCGCAGGUUAAGUCUGCAUGAAUGCUUGUAUGUAUGUAUGUAUAUACUUUCUUUAUUUCUACGAAACAAACACGCCCGAAACAUCUAUGAUAGACAAUCAAAAGUACAGACGCGCAAAA